Messenger RNA from Phaethon lepturus (White-tailed tropicbird), 1520 nucleotides. It is a transcript of the gene PRKAR1B, whose product is annotated as protein kinase, cAMP-dependent, regulatory, type I, beta. The coding region runs from base 27 to 1172 and encodes 381 amino acids. The transcript is spliced from 10 exons. The record is from RefSeq and is a predicted model, not a curated record. NCBI's taxonomy places the organism in Eukaryota, Metazoa, Chordata, Aves, Phaethontiformes, Phaethontidae. Gene Ontology annotation, molecular function: cAMP-dependent protein kinase regulator activity. Gene Ontology annotation, biological process: regulation of protein phosphorylation. Gene Ontology annotation, cellular component: cAMP-dependent protein kinase complex.
UCUGUUUUCUGUUUACAAGCGUGAAGAUGGCUGCUGCUUCUUCCUGCAAUGUGGAAGAAGAUGAGAGCCUGAAGGGAUGUGAACUCUAUGUUCAGAAGCACAACAUCCAACAGAUUUUAAAAGAGUGCAUUGUAAACCUUUGCAUAGCAAAGCCAGACCGACCUAUGAAGUUCCUCAGAGAACACUUUGAAAAAUUAGAAAAGGAAGAAUGCAAACAAAUACUGGCUCGGCAGAAAUCCAGUUCCCAGUCUGAUUCUCAUGACGAUGAGAUUUCACCUCCUCCUCCCAACCCAGUGGUAAAAGCCCGACGCAGGAGAGGGGGGGUCAGUGCAGAAGUGUACACGGAGGAAGAUGCUGUUUCUUACGUCAGAAAGGUGAUUCCAAAGGACUAUAAAACUAUGACUGCUCUGGCAAAGGCCAUCUCCAAGAACGUGCUCUUUGCUCAUCUUGAUGACAAUGAACGAAGUGACAUAUUCGACGCCAUGUUCCCCGUCACACACAUCGCAGGAGAAACAGUCAUACAACAGGGUGAUGAAGGAGACAACUUCUAUGUGAUUGACCAAGGCGAGGUAGACGUUUAUGUCAACGGGGAGUGGGUCACCAGCAUCGGGGAAGGAGGCAGCUUUGGGGAGCUGGCAUUGAUCUAUGGAACACCCCGGGCUGCCACCGUCAAGGCCAAGACAGAUCUCAAGCUCUGGGGCAUCGACAGAGACAGCUACAGACGCAUUUUAAUGGGCAGCACGCUGAGAAAGCGGAAGAUGUAUGAAGAAUUCCUGAGCAAGGUCUCCAUUUUGGAGUCCCUGGACAAAUGGGAACGGCUGACAGUGGCUGAUGCACUGGAACCUGUCCAGUUUGAAGACGGAGAAAAAAUUGUUGUGCAGGGAGAGCCUGGUGAUGACUUCUUCAUUAUUACAGAGGGCACAGCAUCUGUUCUGCAGCGCAGGUCUGACAACGAGGAGUACAUCGAAGUUGGAAGACUUGGCCCAUCAGAUUAUUUUGGUGAGAUAGCGUUACUGCUCAAUCGGCCCCGGGCUGCUACGGUGGUGGCACGCGGACCCCUGAAGUGUGUAAAGCUGGAUCGGCCCCGCUUCGAACGAGUGCUCGGUCCUUGUUCCGAAAUCCUCAAGAGAAACAUUCAGAGAUACAACAGUUUCAUUUCGCUCACCGUCUAAAUGAUUCCUUCUGGAAUCAUGCCUUUGUGUGACCUUGUGCACUUAAAUUCGCUCUGUGCAGCUCCAUAGCUUUAUGAAGAAAAAAAUAAAAGGUGUGCAUUUUAUGUGUAUUUUUUCUGUUUAUGUCAUGUACUGGAUGUCAGUUCAAAUCUCAUGUAUCAUGUAAGUAGGAAGACAACUGUUUGGGUAACACUAGCUUUGGGGAAGAUUCGGCUCUUGGCUUGCAGGCGAGAUUUUUACCUAUUGUUGGAUCAUAUAGCUAGAAACUGUGUUUGUAACUAUUUAAAAUCCAUAUGAAUUUCUAUUUCUCUUAUUAUCUUUGAAGUUGGUCUUACUCACCUUUUGUCA